Messenger RNA from Camelus dromedarius (Arabian camel), 1623 nucleotides. RefSeq names its product sperm flagellar protein 2-like. Gene Ontology annotation, biological process: sperm axoneme assembly. The coding region runs from base 82 to 1623 and encodes 513 amino acids. Gene Ontology annotation, cellular component: manchette; sperm midpiece. Gene Ontology annotation, molecular function: protein binding. The transcript has 10 exons. The record is from RefSeq and is a predicted model, not a curated record. NCBI's taxonomy places the organism in Eukaryota, Metazoa, Chordata, Mammalia, Artiodactyla, Camelidae.
AACAGGAGGACGCGGGCAGGCGGGCCGGGUUUCCCGCGCGUUCGUAGUACCUGCCUGAGGUAGAAGGCGCAGGCCCGAACCAUGUCCGAGAUCUUGUGCCAGUGGCUCAACCAGGAGUUGAAGGUGUCCCAGACCGUGAGUCCCAAGUCAUUUGCAAAGGCAUUUUCCAAUGGCUAUCUAAUUGGAGAAGUUUUGCACAAAUUUGAACUUCAAGAUGAUUUUGCAGAAUUUUCAGAAAGCAGGAUUUCAACUGCCAAGCUUAAUAACUUUUCUCGCUUGGAGCCAACACUUCACCUUCUGGGUGUGCAGUUUGAUCAGAAUGUGGCCCACAAUAUCAUCACAGAAAAGCCAGGGGCGGCCACGAAACUUUUAUAUCAAUUGUACAUUGCUCUUCAGAGAAAGAAGAAAAGUGGUCUGACUGGAGUGGAAAUGCAAAUCAUGCAACCCCUGAGAAACACAAAACUUCAAAGCAUGAAAAGUGAGGUUUUCCGAGAUAGACUUAGAAACCUGAUACCACGUCAAACUGAUUUCAAUCUGAUGCGGGUUACACACAGGUUUCAAGAAAAAUAUAAACACAUGAAUGAAGAUUUUGUCUGCAUGCAUUCUAAGAAACCUGAAAAAUUUCAAAAACUCCAGGAAGAACAAAGAUGUUUUAAUAUCGAAAAGCAACGCUUGAGCAGAAGACGACAAAAUGAAAUAAUGGCCAAAAUCCAAGCAGCUAUCAUACAGAUUCCUAAGCCUGCAUCAAAUCGUACUCUGAAAGCACCUGACACCCAAAAAAUGAUGAAAAAGAAAAUAGAGGCAGAGGAUGUUGCCAAUGAAAUUAAGAAUUUUGAAGCAUUGAUAAAAAAGGAUCUCCAGGCAAAAGAAAGUGCAUCCAGAUCUUUAGAUACAGCAGGCCAGACAACCACUGAUUUGCUAAACACUUACUCGGAUGACGACUACAUUAAAAAAAUCCAAAAGCGCCUUGAAGUAGAUGCUUUUGCACGAGAACAAAGGGAAAAAAGAAGGCGGAGACUGCUAAUGGACCAGUUAAUAGCCCAUGAAGCACAAGAGGAGGCUUACCGGGAGGAGCAACUGAUCAACCGGCUGAUGCGACAGUCUCAGCAGGAGCGCAGGAUCGCUGUGCAGCUCAUGCACGUCCGGCACGAAAAGGAAGUUUUGUGGCAAAACAGAAUUUUCAGAGAAAAACAGUAUGAGGAAAGACGACUCAAAGAUUUCCAGGAUGCUCUUGAUCGAGAAGCGGCUUUGGCAAGACAAGCCAAGAUUGAUUUUGAAGAACAAGCCAUCAGAGAGAAGGAAAUUCAUGAGCAGAUUGCUGUAGAAAGAGCUCAAGCUCGUUACAAAAAGCAUUAUUCAGUAUGUGCAGAAAUUUUGGAUCAAAUACUUGAUUUGUCUACUAAAGUGGCAGACUAUCGAAUGUUGACAAAUAACCUGAUUCCAUAUAAGUUGAUGCAUGAUUGGAAGGAACUGUUUUUUAGUGGAAAACCCAUAUAUGAGCAAGCCUCUCUUAAGCAUCUAUCUGCUAAGCCCUCUGCAGAACAACUCGUAGAACUGGAGAAAAGGGACUUCCUAGAUAACAAUGAUUAUGAAGAAUAUAAGGUACCUUCUGAUAAGAAAUAA